Macroventuria anomochaeta is the source of this 1057-nucleotide messenger RNA. RefSeq names its product NAD(P)-binding protein. The transcript has 3 exons. The coding region runs from base 1 to 1005 and encodes 334 amino acids. Lineage: Eukaryota; Fungi; Ascomycota; Dothideomycetes; Pleosporales; Didymellaceae. The record is from RefSeq and is a predicted model, not a curated record.
AUGUCUCAGAAGCUCAUUACUGUCUUUGGCGCGACAGGUGCGCAAGGCUCUUCGGUCCUCCGCAGUCUAGCUGCCAACGUAUCAAAGCCUUUCGCACUACGUGGGACUACACGCAAUCCUUCGAGCGACUCAGCACAGCGACUCUCUGCUCUCGGUGUCGAGAUCGUAAAAGCCGACGGGUGGGACAAAGAGUCCAUAGUCGCUGCCUUCCAAGGCUCAUGGGGUGCCUUCGUCAACACCAACAGUGACGAUCCCGUGUUCGAAGAUCCUCAAUUCACGAAGACAGAAGUCGAUCUGGGAAAGCUGAUAGUUGAUGCAGCUGUCGAAGCCGGCAUAGAGGUGUUCGUGUACAGUGGCUUCAAUAGCGCGAAGGAGAUUACAAAGGGUAAAGUUGCGAAUCCUGCGUUCGACGACAAGCACGCCAUUGGCGAAUACGCGAAAUCUACAGGGGCGUUUAAAGCUAUUGUGCUCGCGAGUCCGGGUGAUUACUUCGAAAACUUUCUCAGUCAAGAGUUGGCGCCGGUGUUUGGUGGCUUCCCUUAUAUCCCGUCUGCGGAUGGUACUCUAGUCUUUCGCUCACCGAAGUGGGGCGGCAAAGAGGAUGUGCCAUUCAUCGCGAUCGCCGAUGACUUUGGCGACAUCGUGCACGGAACCUUUCUCGAUCCGGAGAACUGGAAUGGCAAGUUGGUCCAGGGCGUCAGCGAUAUCAAGUCCUUUGAGCAGGCUGUCCAAAGUUUUGAACGAGCCACAGGCAAGAAAGGUCGCUUCGAGGAGAUCUCAAGGUGGCAGGACUUCGAUACCUACGGCAUACGCGCACUGGAAACGGUCAAGCUUAUGUUCGGAUUCUGUCAGGAGUCCGGCGGGCGUUACUACGGCGAAGAGACGGAGAACCAUACGGCAGCAGAUUUGAAGAAAAUCGCAGCCGAAGCUCGCGGCAGGUCUGGUCAUGAGACAAAGCUGCUGACACUCGAAGAGUUCUUCAAGAGUGAGUUUGCGGGCAAAUAGGUAGUCAUCCGACAUACGCCUUUGAUCGUCUUGUAGGUGUUAUGUUUGUACC